This is a messenger RNA of Funneliformis mosseae, 217 nucleotides long. The record is from the annotation of a GenBank genome assembly. Lineage: Eukaryota; Fungi; Glomeromycota; Glomeromycetes; Glomerales; Glomeraceae.
UAUUCCUAAAUUCUGGUCCAAAAUAAAGGGUAUUCUUACUACUGGAAAAAAUAGUAGUGGAAACACUGUGAAUAUGAAUCUAAUCCAGAUGGAAUGUAUAAAGGCGUUUCCUAUCCGUAGUUUUUAUGCAGAAAAAAAGCUGUAUUUCCGUAUUAUCAUACCUAAUAAAGACGAAAGGUUUACUGCUCUUGAUAUCAUCUCAAGCUACAAUUCAAAG